Messenger RNA from Fonsecaea nubica, 1788 nucleotides. RefSeq lists its product as hypothetical. Gene Ontology annotation, cellular component: U4/U6 x U5 tri-snRNP complex. Lineage: Eukaryota; Fungi; Ascomycota; Eurotiomycetes; Chaetothyriales; Herpotrichiellaceae. Gene Ontology annotation, biological process: mRNA splicing, via spliceosome. The record is from RefSeq and is a predicted model, not a curated record. The transcript has a single exon. Bases 1 to 1788 code for a protein of 595 amino acids.
AUGGCAGACAGAGCGAGCAAUGUGCUGAAAAGGCUUCACCCGGAAGACGAUGAAGCCGAGAGCCAGAAACGUGCCAGAUCCAACAAUGGCUCUCCUCGUCCCACAACCGCAGCCACCUCCGCCUCCUCUACGCCGAUGGGAUCAAAGCCAGAUGCCGAUGCGAUAGUGGCUCGUGCUAAGGCUGCGGCUGCGGCCAAGGCGGCCGAACUGAAAGCGAAACUGGCAGCCAUGAAGAAUGGUGCAGCAACCUCGUCGCCUGCGAUGGCAACGAGUGCGUCCCCCACCCCUCCUCUGAGUGCAGCCGACAGGAUUGCCCAGAUGAGGGCCCGUGUAGCGGCGGCAACUGGUCGAAUAGCGACCCAGACUCAGCAAAGGCCAUCAACGAAUUACACCGCGCCAGCCUACAAUGACGAUAUGUCCAAAGCACGAGGAGGAUUGAACAUUGGUAUACACCCUGACUUGCUGGCCGAUACCCAGCAUGACGCUCAGAGGAACAAGGGGCGAGCGCCGCAGCCUAAGUUUGCAACUGCUAUGGGAAACCGAAGAACAGAAUCUCCUGCCCCGUUGCAACAAAAGGCACAGCUGGAUCUCUCGGGGCCUUCGUUGGAUGAACUCAAAGAGAACCCUUAUUUCGAUCCGAAUCUGGGUUCGCGGAAUGUACUACCCAAAGCCCGGCAUUCUAGACAGCUGGUCUUCAACCAAAAGGGCAAAUACAUGCAACAAGCGGCGGCACUCCGACGACAAGCGCAAUUGGAAGCUAUGAAGAAGAAGAUUGCGGAGCGCGCGAGGCAGGCUGGGUUGGAAGAGGAUCUCGAUACCGAAAAAGCGUUCCUUGUCCCUGCCCCGCCUGACCUGGAAUGGUGGGACGAAGGUCUUGUUAAUGGCAAAUCCUAUGAUGCCAUCUCCGAUCCGGCAAAUCUGAAAAUCGAUACCCCGGACAGCAUCAUCACAGUCUAUAUCCAGCACCCUGUUCUCAUCGAGCCACCGCAGGAGAAGAACAAUCCGGCACCGAAACCCAUGUAUCUCACAUCCAAGGAACAGGCCAAAUUGCGCCGUCAACGACGCAUGGCUGAUCUCAAGGAAGAGCAAGCCAAGAUCCGACUAGGCCUCGUUCCACCUCCUCCGCCCAAAGUGAAAAAGAGUAACUUGAUGCGUGUUCUCGGUGAGGAAGCCGUCAAAGAUCCCACGGCUGUCGAGGCCCGCGUGAACAGGGAGAUCGCAGAACGAGCAAGGAAGGCCGAAGAAGACAAUCUGUCACGCAAAUUAUCGAAAGAACAACGCGCCGAAAAACUGGCGAAGCAGCAAGCCGAAGACGCCGCCCGUGGGAUCCACAUACGCGUUUACAAAAUCGACUCGCUGGCCAACGGCAAACACAGAUACCAAGUCUCUGUCAAUGCGGACCAGAAUAGGCUCACGGGCGUCGUCAUCAUGCACCCGAAAAUGAACCUCGUCGUGGUCGAAGGCGGCGAACACAGCAUCCGGAACUACGACAAGGUGAUGCAGAACCGCAUUCGAUGGACCGAGAUGGAAGCGCCCCGGUCUGUGGCAGAAGGGAACCGCGAAGCCCUGGCAAAGUGGCUCGAGGCCGAGGACGAGAAUGGCGAACUGAAAGAUCUGAGCUUGAACAAGUGCGAGUUGAUCUUCAAGGGCGAGGAGAAACAGCGCAAUUUCAAGCGGUGGCUGGGAGCCAGGGUGUGUGAGACAGACGCACAAGCUCGGGACGUGUUGAGCAGAGCAAAGAUGGAGAACUUCUGGGCUCUGGCGAAGAGUUUCAAGAAGGAAGUCUGA